GGUAGGGUGUCAAGUCUUGUGAUCUUUUGUUGGCUCUGGUAUAUUCUUUACUUUGCCAUUUGCUCUCAAGAAUAUAAUGGACUGGCAGUGAUUUUCUGAUCUGUAUAGACUGUUUUCGACCACUUGACUACAUCCGGGGCACCUGGCGUGUUGGAUGGGUUCACUCGAAUGCUUUUGCAUAUAGGCCGGAGUUACACAAAUGUUUGCACGACUGUUAAAAGGGACGAAUGAUGGCUAAAAAGACUUUGGAACGUUAUCGGUGCUCAUUAGAUGUUGUUUCAAGAAUUCGUUACGACAAGAAGUGUGCUUUGGUCGACAAUAUCGACCCAUAUGCCUUGGAGAAACACAAAUGGAGCACACAACUGUGGGCGUCGGUAACCUAUCCAGACAUCGUCCACUAUCUCCUCUUUUCGACAAGCGCCUAUACCGUGGACCAACUAAAGAAUUCCAAAGACAUCACUGAUGAUCAUCGUCCUGAGCAGCAAAAGGCAGCGCUUACUCACAUUAAAAAAGAGGUGGAGCCACAGCUCCCUUACAUCAAAGAGGACGAGGAAGACCACCUGCACAUUAAAGAGGAAGAAGAUGAUGAUAUCAUCAAGUUGUCAUCAACAGGUAUCCUUUUGAAGAGCGAGGAUGACGGCCAAAGUGAGGAAUAUAGCGAGGCAGAGCCUCCAAACAGCAGCUCAAGUCGGCGCAUUACAACGGGAGGUGAUGGUGACCACUGUGGAGGAUCACAAACAGAUGGCCUCUUAGCGCCACUAUCAGAUAGUGAGGACUCAGCUUCACAUUCUCCUGACACUGAUGAUGAUGUUUAUGACCAGUAUGAAGGUCUUAAAAGAGGUCACACGAUCAACAAACGCUGGAAAUGUUCUGAAUGUGGGAAAACCUUUGCUUAUAAGUGGGGUUUGAAACAACACAUGAGAAUACACACCGGAGAAAAGCCUUUUGCCUGCUUGGAUUGUGGUAAAAUAUUCACACAGAAGGGAUACUUAAAAAUACACCGAAGAACUCACACUGGUGAAAAACCCUUUGUUUGCUCAAUUUGUGGCCAGAGAUAUUCUCAAAAAACAAAUUUGAUAACACACACAAGAACCCACACUGGAGAAAAACCGUUUGUCUGCUCAGUUUGCGGUCAAAGAUUCUCUGAGAAUGGAAGCUUAAAAACCCAUGCAAGAACACACACCGGUGAGAAGCCUUUUUCCUGCUCUGUUUGUAGUCAAAGAUUCUCAGAUAAGGCAAACUUAACAACACACACUAGAACACACACCGGUGAGAAACCUUUUGCAUGCUUGGCUUGUGAACAAAGAUUCACCACAAAAAUCCAGUUAACAAAUCACACAAGAACUCACACAGGAGAGAAACCGUUUGCCUGCUCAGCUUGCCACCAAAGAUUCUCUCAGAAGGGAAACUUAAAAACACACAUGAGAACGCACACUGGGGAGAAACCUUUUGCCUGCUCAAUUUGUGGUCAAAGAUUCUCUGAGAACGGAAGCUUAAGAAGACACACAAGAAAACACACCGGGGAGAAACCUUUUAGCUGCAUAGCUUGUGGCCAAAACUUCUCUCACAAGGAUCGGGUAAAGAGACACAAGUGUGUCCGUGAGAAUAGUAGUCAUGAGUGAAGCCUGAAAGAUCCCCUUCAUGCCUAUUUUCCAAGUUAAUUUUGAUAAUCUGCAAUUGUCAAUUUAUCUUUUUUUCAUGAUUAAAAAAAUAUCAGUUUUCAAGUUAAUCCAAUAGAUAUUUUCAGCCUGGCAUUUGAGGCGGUUGGAUUUUUCACAUUUUACGUGAAGUCAAUGAGCUUUACUCAGAUUGAAUCACUCAUCUUCCCCAAUUUAAAUAUGAUAAACAACAAUGAAGACAAAUGGGAGUCUGACAAAAUAAUCUUUUUAAUCAGCUGUACCGUUAAAAAUUUUAACUAAUAAAAACAGCAAAUUUCAGUAUAUAGUCCACUAUGUAGUGCAACACUACUUGGGGAGUAGGGACCAUACUGAACUGAAUGGAACGAUUUCAGACACCGCCUCGCAGAGCUGCCUGAGCUGCAUUAUUUGGACUGACAUAUAGUUUGCAGACAGGACACAUCCUACUGUGACACGAUUGGACCCUGCGAUUCAGGAAGGGCAAGACACUCUGAUCUAACGAUAGGACCAUCCUAAACAUGUAUCAUGUUUAUAGAAAAAAGUACAUUUAAAAAGUUGUAUUGGUAAGGUUUAGAGCAAGGUUUUCAGCCAAUCAUAGUACGGUGGCGCGUGUCCUGGAGCCAGUAACAUUGCAGCAGAACGUGUCCCACCUAGAAACUAUGUUGGAAUCUUAAUACUGCACUGAGUUCGUUCCCAAGGAUGGCCGCCCGAUGGCGCAUGCGCAACACAGAUUCCACAGUCACUGCACAUCAUACAGAUGUACAUACGAGGGGGACCCUUGGCUGGAUGAGGUUAUGCAGAAUUACAGUCGGAGAAAAUAAAUGCUUACCAACUUUGUCAUGUUAUUACUGUUUAUUUAUGAUAUGUUUAUUGAACGAAGAGAAAAAGAUUAAUUUAUGUAUUUAUUUUUUUAAGUUUGCUUAUAAUUUAUGUCUAUUGUGAUAUGGCCACACUCCCUUGGCAGUUUUGGUAUGAUGUUUGAAGAUGUGGUCGUGUUUCUAUUUUCUACAUUAUGACAUAAAAGUAAAAAAAAAAUAAAAAAUUGCAGACCAAGACCCCAUCUUGAACACCAUUC
Syngnathoides biaculeatus (alligator pipefish) is the source of this 2712-nucleotide messenger RNA. RefSeq names its product gastrula zinc finger protein XlCGF17.1-like. Gene Ontology annotation, biological process: regulation of transcription by RNA polymerase II. Bases 228 to 1622 code for a protein of 464 amino acids. The record is from RefSeq and is a predicted model, not a curated record. Gene Ontology annotation, cellular component: nucleus. NCBI's taxonomy places the organism in Eukaryota, Metazoa, Chordata, Actinopteri, Syngnathiformes, Syngnathidae. The transcript has 2 exons. Gene Ontology annotation, molecular function: DNA-binding transcription factor activity; RNA polymerase II cis-regulatory region sequence-specific DNA binding.